UGCAGAACUGCCUUGCUUUCAUUUGUGUUGGGACCACAGGUUAUUUACCACUGGACAAAGGAGUGGUUUCAAGGACUCUACCAUGAUUUUCUCUUUUCUGCUUUGCUUCAGCAUUGUGCUGGGCAGUACAGCAGGAGGCCAUAAUGCUCGGAAUUCAGCAGCCAACAGUUAUUACAGAUCAGGUUCAAGCAUAAACACUAAUUUGGGAUUCCAACGGCACCUGGUUCGGCUGAUCAAUAAUACCAAAAACCCAGCAGAAAAAGAAUAUGAUUCCUAUAAAAGUGAAUAUCUUCUUCGUAAAUAUGAAGUGGCCCCUGCCAAUUUUUCAAGAUGCUCUGACAAAGGAAUCUGCUCCACAUGGGGAGCCAAUCACUUCUUUACCUUUGACAAUGACCUCUAUCAGUUCAGCGGGUCUUGCAACUAUGUUUUAGCAACUGUCUGUCAAAGUACCACCCCAGAGUUCAACAUCCAAGUGCAGAGGUCAGGGGGGGCCAGCAUAACCCGAAUCAUCAUUCAAAUCGGCCUCAUCAAUGUAGUGGUCCAAGGGAGCACAACUGUAGUACUGGGAAGGACAAUUGCUUUGCCCUACACAGCAAAUGGCAUUGAAAUUACCAAAACCGGAGCUGUGACCAGGCUGUACGCUAAACAAAAGGAUUUUGAGCUCAUAGUAACAUGGAGCACCGAUGGCAAUCUCAUGGUGGAAGUGGACCAGAGAUUUAUGAACAGAAUAUGUGGACUCUGUGGAAACUAUAAUGGUAUCCCCAAGGAUGACUUUAUGGUGGAUGGAAAGUUAGCAAUGCCAUACCAGUUUGCUAAUUUGCACCAAAUUGACGACCCUGGUGUAACAUGCCCCUUUCAAGUGCCCCCAGGCAAAACUGCACCUAAAAAAAGCUAUACCGAGGAGUGCUACUCUCUUCUGAAGAAAGUCUCCUCUUCCUGUUCGGUGUCCAGAAUUCCUUUCCUGAAACUGUGCCAGCUGGACAUGCAAAGCUGUGCCCGACCUGGUGAUGCAAGUUGUGUUUGUGCAACCCUUGCACAGUAUUCCAUGAGGUGCGCCAUGUGCAACCAGCCCAUCAAUAAUUGGAGGACCAAACAGCUCUGUCCCUUGGAAGCUUGUCCCGCCAACCAGAUAUACAGAGAGUGUGCAGCACCUUGCAGCCCCACUUGCUCUAAUCCUACCUACACCUGCUCAUCACACUGUGUACAUGGAUGCUUUUGCCCACCAGGCACCGUUCUCGAUGACCUCUCAAAAAAUCUCACCUGUGUUCCUGUCAGCCAAUGUCCCUGUGUUGUCAAUGGAAAACGGUACUACCCAGGGGAAAGAAUUAAAUCUGACUGCAGUGACUGCAAAUGCCAUAUGGGCCAGUGGAGCUGCACCAGCACCCCUUGUCCUGGGAGAUGCUCUUUAGAAGGGGGAUCAUUUGUUACAACAUUUGACACAAAUAUGUAUCGGUUCCAUGGAGACUGUGUCUACAUCCUCGUCACUAACCGAAAUCCAGACAACCAAUGGACUAUCAUGGCGACAUUUGAAAAGUGCGGCACAAGCAGCACUGAAACCUGCUUGGAAAGUAUCAUCUAUACAGCAUCAACAGGAGCUAUAGUAAUGUCCAAGGAAGAUCACAUUACUGUGGAUAGCCAGAUUAAGCAGCUGCCUUUUAAUAGUGAGGAGGUCAAUGUGAUCAGAGUGUCCUCUACAAACUUUGCCCUUUCCACAAAGUUUGGCCUAGAGAUUGUGAUCCAUAGAGCCCCAGUCCUUAAUGUCUACAUUAAGAUGAGUAGAAGCUAUUUUGGCACCACCAAAGGUCUAUGCGGUAACUUUAAUGGUGAGACGAUGGAUGACUUCAUGUCCAGCUCCGGGGUUAUAGAAGGAACAAUACCAAUAUUUGUGGAUUCAUGGAAAGCAGCUUCAAAUUGCCUUCCAGCACAAAACAGUGAUGUUAAUCCUUGCUCCUUGAGUUACUCCAAUGAAAACUAUGCAAAAAGUCAUUGCUCUGCACUGAUGAACAGCAACAGCCCAUUUGCAGCCUGCAGUGCCCUUGUAAACCUGGAUCAAUAUUACACGAAAUGUGUCUAUGAAGCUUGCAAUUACCAAGAGACCAAUAACUUCAUCUGUUCUGCCAUGGCUUCUUAUGCUCGGGCCUGUGCUGCUAAAGGGGUCAUUCUACAGAACUGGAGAGAAAGCACCAACUGUACUGUGCAGUGCCCUGGCAAUCAGACUUACAGCUAUAACACCACCUCUUGUGGUCGAACCUGCCUAUCCCUGUCAAACAAAGAACUGGAAUGCUACCCUAAUGACAUCCCCGUGGAAGGCUGCAAUUGUCCCACAGGAUUCUAUCUGGAUAACAAAAAUAUGUGUGUACGAAAAGAGAGUUGCCCUUGUUACCUGGAUGCUAAUACAAUUCUCUUGCCCCAACAACAAACCACAUAUAAUGGCCUCACAUGCAUAUGUUCAUCAGGGUCACUGAACUGCAUUGGGUUUCUACAAGCGGCACAAGAAAGUUGUCCUGCUCCUAAGAUGAUGAAGACGUGUGAUUCCCUGACAGAUAAGUACGGAGCCGCCUGUGCCCCUACAUGCCAACUCCUGGCCACAGGCAUUAGCUGUAUUCCCACCAAGUGUGUAAGUGGAUGUGUUUGCCCUUCUGGUACAUAUGAAGACUUGGAUGGCAACUGUGUUAAUCAAACUGAUUGUUCAUGUGAAUUUGGGGGCGAGAUCUAUAAGACAGGAGACACUAUGCAGAGUGAAUGCCAGAGCUGCACAUGUAAUGGAGGCCACUGGAACUGUGAGGCGAAUCUAAACUGUGCAUCCACGUGUGUGUUGUACGGAGAGAGUCACAUCAAAACCUUUGAUGGCCAACAAUUUGUGUUUGAAGGAAACUGUGAAUAUACCCUAGUGACGGAUGGAUGUGGGGUCAACAACUCUUUGUCUUCAUUCAAGAUAGUGUCAGAGAAUGUAGUCUGUGGCACAACUGGUGUUACCUGCUCGAGGGCAAUCACUGCAUUCAUUGGGGACACUACCUUGAAAAUGUUUGAUGAAAAAUACACGGUAACAGGAGUUAACGAUAUUAAAGUGCUAAACAACACUCUCUUCAUUGAAUUUGUGAUCACCAUACCCCAUAAGUUCAAGAUCUCCAUUCUGUGGAAUAAAGAUAUGAAUGUAUUCAUCAAGGUUUUCAAGCUUGGCAAGCAAUCUGUCUGUGGCCUGUGUGGGAAUUAUAAUGGCAACGUAAAGGAUGACUACCAGACACGAAGCAAGUAUGUCACCUCCAAUGCUCUGGACUUCAUCAAUUCAUGGAAGGAAAGUCCAAUGUGCAAUAAUGUCAGAUUAAUAGUGAGCCCGUGUGAUGCAAAUCCGCACCGCAAGCCCUGGGCCACAAGCUCGUGCUCCAUUAUAAACAGCCAAACGUUUGAUGCCUGCCACAAAGUGGUGAACAGUCAGUUAUACUAUGAAUCCUGUGUGAAUGAUGCAUGUGGCUGCGAUACAGGAGGGGAUUGUACCUGCAUGUGUGAUGCCGUACAGGCCUAUGCCAAAGCUUGCCUGGCUGCUGGCGUUUGCGUUGACUGGAGAACACCAGAUUUCUGCCCGGUUUAUUGUGACUACAAGAACACACACGUUUCUACAGGGGAUGGAUAUGUCUACAGUCCUGAUGUUAACUGCACGUGGCAUUACCAGCCUUGCCAGUGCCCUUUUGCUCUCCAGGCCUACCCACACCAAAACUUUGAAGGUUGCUACCAGUGUGGACCCGAUAAAUACUUUGACCCAGAACAAAAUACUUGCUUGCCAUGUGUUGAACAUUCAACAACAACAAUAGAGCCAUCUACUUCAGGAACAUCAGUUUCCACACCAGCGACAACUCCAGUACCAACAUCAGCAACUGCAACAACAGUUACCACACCAGGGACAACUCCAGUACCAACAUCAGCAACUGCAACAACAGUUUCCACACCAGGGACAACUCCAGUACCAACAUCAGCAACUGCAACAACAGUUUCCACACCAGGGACAACUCCAGUACCAACAUCAGCAACUGCAACAACAGUUUCCACACCAGGGACAACUCCAGUACCAACAUCAGCAACUGCAACAACAGUUUCCACCCCAGGGACAACUCCAGUAUCAACAUCAGUAACUACAACAUCAGUUUCCACACCAGUGACAACUCCAGUAUCAUCAUCAGCAACUGCAACAUCAGUUUCAUCCAGCCCACCAGUCACAAUAACAACCCAUGAAACUCCAACAUCAACAGUCACAACACCAAGCACUCCCUCCACCACUCAUCCUACAACAUCAACAGUGACAAUCAGUACUCCAGUUCCAACUUCAACUGAAACAACACAUACACCAUUCACAUCCCAUACAACAACCACUCCAAGCACAACUUCUCCAAUAACAACUACAACUGUAACUACAUCUACUCCAAGCACACCCCAUACAUUAACAACAUCCUCAACAAUACCUUCUACUACUCAUCCAACAUCAACCGUGGCAAGCAGUACUACAGUUACAACUUCAACUAAAACAACACACACCUCAUUCACUUCCACAACAACCACUCCAAGCACAACUUCAAUAACUUCUCCAAUAACAACUACAACUGUAACUACAUCCACACCAAUCACAACCCAUUCUUCAACCACUUCCCCAACACCAACUACAACUUCUCCCACAACGUCAUCAGUGACAGCCACUACUACAGUCUCAACUACACCUACCUGUUGUAUUACAGCCUCUACUCCCCCUACAACCACAACAUUACCAGAAACAACUACGUCAAUAACAACUACAUCUGAACCUACUACAACUGUAACCGCUACAACAACAACUUCUCCAAUAACAACUACAACUGUAACUACAUCUACUCCAAGCACACCCCAUACAUCUACAACUUCUACUACUCAUCCAAUAUCUACUGUGAGUACUCCAGUUACAACUACAACUGAGACAACACAUACUUCAUCCACAUCCCACACAACAACUACUCCAAGCACAACUUCUCAUACAACAACAUCAACAACUUCUCCAAUAACAACUACAACUGUAACUAAAUCUACUCCAAGCACACCCCAUACAUUAACAACAUCCUCAACAACACCUUCUACUUCUAAUCCAACAUCUGUGACAAGCAGUACUCCAGUUACAACUUCAACUGAAACAACACAUACUUCAUCCACAUCCCACACAACAACUACUCCAAGCACAACUUCAACUUCUCAUACAACAACAUCAACAACCUCUCCAAUAACAACUACAACUGUAACUACAUCUACUCCAAGCACACCCCAUACAUCUACAACUUCUACUACACAUCCAAUAUCUACUGUGAGUACUCCAGUUACAACUACAACUGAGACAACACAUACUUCAUCCACAUCCCACACAACAACUACUCCAAGCACAACUUCAACUUCUCAUACAACAACAUCAACAACUUCUCCAAUAACAACUACAACUGUAACUAAAUCUACUCCAAGCACACCCCAUACAUUAACAACAUCCUCGACAACACCUUCUACUUCUAAUCCAACAUCUGUGACAAGCAGUUCUCCAGUUACAACUUCAACUGAAACAACACAUACUUCAUCCACAUCCCACACAACAACUACUCCAAGCACAACUUCAACUUCUCAUACAACAACAUCAACAACUUCUCCAAUAACAACUACAACUGUAACUACAUCUACUCCAAGCACACCCGAUACAUUAACAACAUCCUUGACAACGCCUUCUACUACUCAUCCAACAUCAACCGUGACAAGCAGUUCUCCAGUCACAACUUCAACUGAAACAACACAUACUUCAUCCACAUCCCACACAACAACUACUCCAAGCACAACUUCAACUUCUCAUACAACAACAUCAACAACUUCUCCAAUAACAACUACAACUGUAACUACAUCCACUCCAAGCACACCCCAUACAUCAACAACUUCUACUACUCAUCCAAUAUCUACUGUGAGUACUCCAGUUACAACUUCAACACCACAUACCUCAUCCACACCCCUCACAACAACUACUCCAAGCACAACUUCAACUUCUCAUACAACAACAUCAACAACUUCUCCAAUAACAACUACAACUGUAACUACAUCUACUCCAAGCACACCCCAUACAUUAACAACAUCCUCGACAACACCUUCUACUACUCAUCCAACAUCAACUGUGACAAUCAGUACUCCAGUUACAACUUCAACUGAAACAACACAUACUUCAUCCACAUCCCACACAACAACUACUCCAAGCACAAUUUCAACUUCUCAUACAACAACAUCAACAACUUCUCCAAUAACAACUACAACUGUAAUUACAUCCACUCCAAGCACACCCCAUACAUCAACAACUUCUACUACUCAUCCAACAUCUACUGUGAGUACUCCAGUUACAACUACAACUGAGACAACACAUACUUCAUCCACAUCCCACACAACAACUACUCCAAGCACAACUUCAACUUCUCAUACAACAACAUCAACAACUUCUCCAAUAACAACUACAACUGUAACUACAUCUACUCCAAGCACACCCCAUACAUCAACAACUUCUACUACUCAUCCAAUAUCAACCUUGACAAGCAGUUCUCCAGUCACAACUUCAACCGAAACAACACAUACCUCAUCCACGUCCCACACAACAACUACUCCAAGCACAACUUCAACUUCUCAUACAACAACAUCAACAACUUCUCCAAUAACAACUACAACUGUAACUACAUCUACUCCAAGCACACCCCAUACAUUAACAACAUCCUCGACAACACCUUCUACUUCUCAUCCAACAUCAACCUUGACAAGCAGUUCUCCAGUCACAACUUCAACUGAAACAACACAUACUUCAUCCACGUCCCACACAACAACUACUCCAAGCACAACUUCAACUUCUCAUACAACAACAUCAACAACUUCUCCAAUAACAACUACAACCGUAACUACAUCCACUCCAAGCACACCCCAUACAUCAACAACUUCUACUACUCAUCCAAUAUCUACUGUGAGUACACCAGUUACAACUACAACUGAGACAACACAUACUUCAUCCACAUCCCACACAGCAACUACUCCAAGCACAACUUCAACUUCUCAUACAACAACAUCAACAACUUCUCGAAUAACAACUACAACUGUAACUACAUCUACUCCAAGCACACCCCAUACAUUAACAACAUCCUCAACACCUUCUACUACUCAUCCAACAUCAACCGUGACAAUCAGUACUCCAGUUACAACUUCAACACCACAUACCUCAUCCACACCCCUCACAACAACUACUCCAAGCACAACUUCAACUUCUCAUACAACAACAUCAACAACUUCUCCAAUAACAACUACAACUGUAACUACAUCCACUCCAAGCACACCCCAUACAUCAACAACUUCUACUACUCAUCCAAUAUCUACUGUGAGUACUCCAGUUACAACUUCAACACCACAUACCUCAUCCACACCCCUCACAACAACUACUCCAAGCACAACUUCAACUUCUCAUACAACAACAUCAACAACUUCUCCAAUAACAACUACAACUGUAACUACAUCUACUCCAAGCACACCCCAUACAUUAACAACAUCCUCGACAACACCUUCUACUACUCAUCCAACAUCAACUGUGACAAUCAGUACUCCAGUUACAACUUCAACUGAAACAACACAUACUUCAUCCACAUCCCACACAACAACUACUCCAAGCACAAUUUCAACUUCUCAUACAACAACAUCAACAACUUCUCCAAUAACAACUACAACUGUAAUUACAUCCACUCCAAGCACACCCCAUACAUCAACAACUUCUACUACUCAUCCAACAUCUACUGUGAGUACUCCAGUUACAACUACAACUGAGACAACACAUACUUCAUCCACAUCCCACACAACAACUACUCCAAGCACAACUUCAACUUCUCAUACAACAACAUCAACAACUUCUCCAAUAACAACUACAACUGUAACUACAUCUACUCCAAGCACACCCCAUACAUUAACAACAUCCUCGACAACACCUUCUACUUCUCAUCCAACAUCAACCUUGACAAGCAGUUCUCCAGUCACAACUUCAACCGAAACAACACAUACUUCAUCCACAUCCCACACAACAACUGCUCCAAGCACAACUUCAACUUCUCAUACAACAGCAUCAACAGGUUCUCCAAUAACAACUACAACUACAUCUACUUCAAGCACACCCCAUACAUUAACAACAUCCUCAACAGCACCCUUUACUUCUCAUCCAACAACAACCGUGACAAGCAGUACUCCAGUUACAACUUCAACUGAAACACCACAUACUUCAUCCACACCCCUCACAACAACUACUCCAAGCACAACUUCAACUUCUCAUACAACAACAUCAACAACUUCUCCAAUAACAACUACAACCGUAACUACAUCUACUCCAAGCACACCCCAUACAUCAACAACUUCUACUACUCAUCCAAUAUCUACUGUGAGUACACCAGUUACAACUACAACUGAGACAACACAUACUUCAUCCACAUCCCACACAACAACUACUCCAAGCACAACUUCAACUUCUCAUACAACAACAUCAACAACUUCUCCAAUAACAACUACAACUGUAACUACAUCUACUCCAAUCACACCCCAUACAUCAACAACUUCUACUACUCAUCCAAUAUCUACUGUGAGUACUCCAGUUACAACUACAACUGAGACAACACAUACUUCAUCCACAUCCCACACAACAACUACUCCAAGCACAACUUCAACUUCUCAUACAACAACAUCAACAACUUCUCCAAUAACAACUACAACUGUAACUACAUCUACUCCAGGCACACCCCAUACAUCAACAACUUCUACUACUCAUCCAAUAUCUACUGUGAGUACUCCAGUUACAACUACAACUGAGACAACACAUACUUCAUCCACAUCCCACACAACAACUACUCCAAGCACAACUUCAACUUCUCAUACAACAACAUCAACAACUUCUCCAAUAACAACUACAACUGUAACUACAUCCACUCCAAGCACACCCCAUACAAUAACAACAUCCUCGACAACACCUUCUACUUCUCAUCCAACAUCAACCUUGACAAGCAGUUCUCCAGUCACAACUUCAACCGAAACAACACAUACUUCAUCCACGUCCCACACAACAACUACUCCAAGCACAACUUCAACUUCUCAUACAACAACAUCAACAACUUCUCCUAUAACAACUACAACCGUAACUACAUCUACUCCAAGCACACCCCAUACAUCAACAACUUCUACUACUCAUCCAAUAUCUACUGUGAGUACUCCAGUUACAACUACAACUGAGACAACACAUACUUCAUCCACAUCCCACACAACAACUACUCCAAGCACAACUUCAACUUCUCAUACAACAACAUCAACAACUUCUCCAAUAACAACUACAACUGUAACUACAUCUACUCCAAGCACACCCCAUACAAUAACAACAUCCUCGACAACACCUUCUACUUCUCAUCCAACAUCAACCUUGACAAGCAGUUCUCCAGUCACAACUUCAACCGAAACAACACAUACUUCAUCCACGUCCCACACAACAACUACUCCAAGCACAACUUCAACUUCUCAUACAACAACAUCAACAACUUCUCCUAUAACAACUACAACCGUAACUACAUCUACUCCAAGCACACCCCAUACAUCAACAACUUCUACUACUCAUCCAAUAUCUACUGUGAGUACUCCAGUUACAACUACAACUGAGACAACACAUACUUCAUCCACAUCCCACACAACAACUACUCCAAGCACAACUUCAACUUCUCAUACAACAACAUCAACAACUUCUCCAAUAACAACUACAACUGUAACUACAUCCACUCCAAGCACACCCCAUACAAUAACAACAUCCUCGACAACACCUUCUACUUCUCAUCCAACAUCAACCUUGAAAAGCAGUUCUCCAGUCACAACUUCAACCGAAACAACACAUACUUCAUCCACGUCCCACACAACAACUACUCCAAGCACAACUUCAACUUCUCACACAACAACAUCAACAACUUCCACUACUCAUCCAAUAUCUACUGUGAGUACUCCAGUUACAACUACAACUGAGACAACACAUACUUCAUCCACAUCCCACACAACAACUACUCCAAGCACAACUUCAACUUCUCAUACAACAGCAUCAACAAGUUCUCCAAUAACAACUACAACUACAUCUACUUCAAGCACACCCCAUACAUUAACAACAUCCUCAACAGCACCCUUUACUUCUCAUCCAACAACAACCGUGACAAUCAGUACUCCAGUUACAACUUCAACUGAAACACCACAUACUUCAUCCACACCCCUCACAACAACUACUCCAAGCACAACUUCAACUUCUCAUACAACAACAUCAACAACUUCUCCAAUAACAACUACAACUGUAACUACAUCUACUCCAAGCACACCCCAUACAUCAACAACUUCUACUACUCAUCCAAUAUCUACUGUGAGUACUCCAGUUACAACUACAACUGAGACAACACAUACUUCAUCCACAUCCCACACAACAACUACUCCAAGCACAACUUCAACUUCUCAUACAACAUCAACCACUUCUCCAACAACAACUACAACUCUAACUACAAUCACUCCAAGCAUACCCCAUACAUCGACAACAUCCACAACAACACCUUCUAUCACUUAUCCAACAUCAACCGUGACAAGCAGUACUCCAGUCACAACUUCAACUGAAACAACACAUAUUUCAUCUACAUCCCACACAACAACCACUCCAAGCACAACUUCAACAACUUCUCCAAUAACAACUACAACUGAAAGUUCAAGUACACCCCAUACAUCAACAAGUCUUUCUACUCAUCCAAUAUCUACUGUGAGUACGCCAGUUACAACUACAACUACAACUAAAACAACACAUACACCAUUCACAUCCCAUACAACAACCACACCAAACACAACCUCAACGUCUCAUACAACAUCAACAACUUCUCCAAUAACAACUACACCUGUAACCUUAACGACUCCUUCUCCAAGCCCAUCUUCACCAUUGCAUCCAACAUUUACUACUUCAGUUACCAGUCCAACAAUAAGCCAUACAUCAACAGCCAGUUCUUCCGUAACUCCCACCAGAACCUUAACUACCCAGUCAACAACUCCUCACAUAAUUUAUCCUUCUUCAACCCAUCCUCCCCCAACUGCUCCUAUUGAAUUUUCAACUUCAAUACAUUCUACAACAAUCAAGCCAACAGAAAUUACAUCAACAAGAAUCACUACUGUGACCCCAAAGCCUUCCACUUCUGUGAUAGUCAAAACAACACCAACCACUUCUACAACACUUUCUAAAACAACCAGCACCAGUCAUAUGGCAUCUACAAAGUUUCCAACUUCACAAACAACACAUCCCUCUAGCUCCUUAGCAUCAACCAUUUCUACAACCACCAACCCCCCAGUUACCACAACUAAAACUACACCUCCAGUUAGCACAACCAACAUGACAGUCACACCAGUCACUUCAGAGUCAACCACCACAGUUACCUCAACAGCAACAACUACUGAAACAAAACAUACAGAGGCCACACAUACCACCACAAUCAGCAACUCUUCACCAUCAAUUACUGUUACCUUUCCAGUUACCUCUAGCACACCCAAAGAAAACACAACAACACAUCACACGACCCCCCAUGUCACAGCGCCUGAUCAACCUUCGACAUCUACCCCAGCAAGCGUAUGUAGUAUCCAGCAGUACCAACACACAAUAACACAGAAUGGCUGCUCUGCUAAUGUCACACUGACUAAAUGCCACGGCUACUGUGAAUCCGAGUCAUGGUACAAUGAUGACUUCACGUCCGUGGAGGAAAACUGUGGCUGUUGUGCGCCCCAACUGAACACAGCACAAAGCAAGGAUGUUGACCUAAAGUGUCCCAAUGCUACAAAAUCAGUCACCGUCACCAUCAAGAUCUUCAAAGAAUGCAUAUGCAACUAUAAGCCGUGCGCAAAUUCCGCCAAAGCAAAUCCCGGCAAAGCUCUUGCAUAGGCACGAAAGAAUCAGGGCCCAAAGCAUGAAAAGAUUCUACAAAAGUGGUUUUCGACUGCAUUGUUUUCUGUAUAAUUCCACAGGGAGUUAAGAUAUUUAGUGGCCUCUCAUCAUAUCCUUAUCAUUUAUGUUGCCAAAGAAAUAUGUGCAUUUUGAGAAUAUUUAUAUAAUGUACCCUAAAAUUCAUCAUUCAAUCAUUCUUAACACAUUCCUAAAUAGUAUUAGUCCAAGUUUACCCAUAAUCCUUUGGGUAGACUCUUGCUCCUUAUGUUUCAUGUCCAUGCCUGGUUUGUAAAAUGAUAAUGAUUUGUAUCCUCUUCUUUGAAGGAAUAAAGUUUCUGUCGCGCAGG
This is a messenger RNA of Xenopus tropicalis (tropical clawed frog), 12321 nucleotides long. Lineage: Eukaryota; Metazoa; Chordata; Amphibia; Anura; Pipidae. The record is from RefSeq and is a predicted model, not a curated record.